CUUUUAUUUAGCCCUAAUUUUUUCCCUUCAAAUCCCAGCCCUAAAUUCGUCACACCAAUUAUUAUUCGAUCUCUGAUUCAAUCUCUGAUUUCACCAUCUUUCAUUUCAACUAAGGGUUCCAGUUCUCACUCCAUCGUCUCUGGUUUCACCAUCAUCUCACCCAGAAGCAACACAUUUCACCGGUUCAUCAUCAGUUUCAGGCUACAAUUCAGGUCCUUUGUAGGCCAGAUUUCAUUGUUCUCGAACACUAUCUGCUUGGUAAUUGUAGUUGAGGUUCAUCUCUACGGCAAUGGAUGACGAUGCAUCCCGCCGCAUGUCUACUCGAGCUCGUAAAGUUGCGCCUAAAAUGGCAGCUGCACUUGCCAGCACUGAUAAUCGAACUCAGGCAAUUCUCGCUCGUCUUGAAGCGCUCGAGAAUGAUAAUCCUGGAGCUGAAGUCGUAGAACCUAACGAUGAUGAGGAUGCUUCCCUUGAUGAAGAUGAUGAUCUAGUGUUUCAUAAGAAGCAUUCCAAAGGUACCAAACGUAAAACUCGCCAAGCCAAAGCACUUGAGACGGCAAAGAAAGCUCCGCGGACGUUCCUUGAGCUCUUGCAUGAUGCAAACCUGGAAUCGUUACCCCCACAUGUACCCUCAUAUUUGAGAGCAGCAGUUGGGCCUCCAAGCUCCACAUGUCGCCGUCAUUUUUGCACCGUUUGUGGUUUCUCUGCAAAAUAUACAUGUGUAAGGUGUGGGAUGCGUUUUUGUGCUGUCCGGUGCCAGACCAUUCAUAAUGACACGCGCUGUCUCAAAUUUGUCGCGUAGACCAGUGAAAAAAGCUACUGAAAGAAACCUUUUUAUUUCAGAAAAUGUCAAUGUAACUUGUGUUGACUUCCAUAGGUUUCCCAGCAUGUUGUAUGCCUUAGUAAAAUUUACAUCCUAGCAUACAUGAUGAUCUUAGUUGCUAUAUAACUUGGAGGUGAUGAUCAAAAGACUCAUUUUUUAGUA
Messenger RNA from Helianthus annuus (common sunflower), 985 nucleotides. RefSeq names its product SWR1 complex subunit 6. Gene Ontology annotation, cellular component: Swr1 complex. Lineage: Eukaryota; Viridiplantae; Streptophyta; Magnoliopsida; Asterales; Asteraceae. The transcript is spliced from 5 exons. Gene Ontology annotation, molecular function: nucleosome binding. Bases 290 to 802 code for a protein of 170 amino acids. Gene Ontology annotation, biological process: chromatin remodeling. The record is from RefSeq and is a predicted model, not a curated record.